GACGGUCGAGCAGGUGUCCGCGGUUGAUGUAAUCAAGAGUCACGCACUCCAAAUGCCGAGCCGAAUUCGAAGGGGCGGAUUUGCCAGCCAAGUAAGUGUGUGUUGCAAUUUACUGAUAAGUGCUAACACUACUGGCUCUGUGUGUUCCCCUCCUCUCCCCGCAGGAUGUCGGCAGUCUCUAAUACUGGUAAACGUUUUUGUCCGCCUCUCCUCCUAUUUAUCGAACAGUAUUUAUGCUUCUGCUCUCGCUCGGUCCAUUGCGCUGCAGCAGGGCCUGUUGUUCGGGUCUGUUGUUCGCCCGUUUUAUGCUCACUCCGCCCUAUCGUUCUUUUAUCACUUCCGCUGGCGCUGCAAGAAUCACAAUAAUCAAUGUGUGGGAAUCGUUAGCCCUUGCGCCAGGGCGGUGGUAGUGGUGGUGGUGCUACUACCGUGUAGAGGCGCUCUAGUGGAUGAUAGCCGUCGUGCGCGACCACCUUCACUGCUACACCUUCCCUUCCCUCCUUUGUUCACGUGCGCAAUUUUGUUCGAUCGUAGCAGCCGCAGCAGCAGCAGCAGCAACACAAAAAACAGUUCAGUUUUCCUUUUCGCCAACCCACCAACACUACGUGUUCAACAGUCAGCACACCGCCACCACCACCGCACGGAGGAGGAACUCAAUUAUGCUGUUUUAUCUAGCGCCUGGUGGCCUCGUUCGUUUUUGCACACACCCUCCCCUAGCGAAAUCCGCUUUUCUCCCGUCCACCACAGUAUGCAGCGAAUGUUUGGGACGAACUUUUGUUGUUGUUGUGGAUUAGCCUUCUCUUUAGCCCUUUUGGGACAUUUUAGGGUUUUGCGUAGGCAGGCAGACCGUCGCCACUUGCGCUGCUUUGCGUGCUACUGCGAGAACUGCCCGUGCGGUAGGCGUGAUGCAGCAGAAUGGUCACUCUGGGUGGAGGGAGAGAGGAAGAAAAAACGGUCGGAGAAACUACACUUAUCACACAACACUCCGCAAGAAAUCGACUUGUGGCCUAUCUCGCCGUUCCAAACUGAAAAACGCAAACGAGCAGCCCAGCGUGUGUGUGUGUGUGUGAGUGCGUGGUGCGCCUUCUAUUUGGCAUGUAAUUGCGCAAGUGUGCGUGUGUUGGUGGCGGUUUGACAGCUGGGCCGAGUUGACGUAGAAAAUCAUAUUGCCGGACGAAAGGAAACAAAACAAAGGCGGAGGCCUAACUCAUACGGCAGCAUGGAAAAAGCGUGGAAACAAUUUAACCAGCUGCUCGUUUCUCCCUCCGUGUCUAGUGGGUGGACAACCCGCAGGAAGGGCGUUAGACGACAGCCAAAAACUCGUGUAAAUAAACAGAAAAGUG
This is a messenger RNA of Anopheles gambiae (African malaria mosquito), 1343 nucleotides long. RefSeq lists its product as uncharacterized. NCBI's taxonomy places the organism in Eukaryota, Metazoa, Arthropoda, Insecta, Diptera, Culicidae. The coding region runs from base 53 to 1135 and encodes 360 amino acids. The transcript has a single exon. The record is from RefSeq and is a predicted model, not a curated record.